Dendronephthya gigantea is the source of this 669-nucleotide messenger RNA. RefSeq names its product putative adhesion G protein-coupled receptor E4P. Gene Ontology annotation, cellular component: membrane. Bases 1 to 669 code for a protein of 222 amino acids. The record is from RefSeq and is a predicted model, not a curated record. The transcript is spliced from 5 exons. Lineage: Eukaryota; Metazoa; Cnidaria; Anthozoa; Malacalcyonacea; Nephtheidae. Gene Ontology annotation, biological process: cell surface receptor signaling pathway; G protein-coupled receptor signaling pathway. Gene Ontology annotation, molecular function: G protein-coupled receptor activity.
AUGGAGGAGAGUUUGGAUGAAGUUAUUCAAAGUUACCUCACUGUUAUUGGUAUCUCCUUAUCAAUCACGUGUCUACUGACUGUUGUAAUGACAUACGCUCGGUUUCCAACAUUGAGAACAAUCCCAGGCCUCGUCUUGCUUGGGUUAUCACUAUCGUUGCUGGCAUAUCAAGCUCUCCUAUUGGCUAGUCCUUAUACAACAUCAUAUGGAUGCAAAGCUUCUAAUUCAAGUCGCUCUGGUUUUAGCCGUUAUGUCACAUUUGCCCUGUCCAUUCCAAGCAGCAUUGUAGCGGUGACGUUUAUUCUGGGGGAAACCGAAGUUAUUCACGUUGGAUAUGGCGAAUCACAAUCUUGUUGGAUUAGUGAAAAACUAGCUUUGAUAAUAUUCUUUUAUGUUCCUGUGGCAAUCAUGCUUGUGUUCAACGCUGUUUCUUUGAUACGGACUAUCUUCAGUAUUCGUAAUGACACCAAGUUGACAAAAAGUGUUAAAAGAUCGGUUGAAUCCAACAAACGAAGUCGAAAUGCAAAGAUUUACAUGAAGCUAUCGACAGUGACGGGGGUGACUUGGCUCUUGGGAUUUGGUGCUGCGCAUAACACAAUUGUCGCAUAUCUUUAUGUUAUUGUGAACAGUUUACAAGCCCCCAACAAUCUUCGUUCAAACUUUAAAUAG